Messenger RNA from Clonostachys rhizophaga, 705 nucleotides. The record is from the annotation of a GenBank genome assembly. Lineage: Eukaryota; Fungi; Ascomycota; Sordariomycetes; Hypocreales; Bionectriaceae.
AUGGGUGCUCAACUCCCGGCUUACAAGCAAAAAUUCCUCGAGGCAUCUAUCUCUGGAGGUGUCCUCAAAUUCGGAAGUUUCGAACUCAAAUCGAAGCGCAUUUCACCUUACUUCUUCAAUGCUGGCCUCUUUCACACCGCACGUCUUGCAGCGGCAAUUUCUGAUGCCUUUGCUCACACCAUCAUUGAGGCUCAAAAGCAAAACGGACUGGAAUUCGACAUUGUCUUCGGACCCGCAUACAAGGGAAUCCCUCUAAGCUCGUCAGUUACUGUGAAGCUGGGAGAGCUGGAGCCCAAGAACUUGGAUUCCAUCUCUUACUCCUUCGACCGCAAGGAGGCCAAAGACCAUGGAGAGGGAGGCAACAUUGUCGGUGCUCCAUUGAAGGGCAAGAAAGUACUUAUCAUCGACGAUGUGAUCACUGCCGGCACGGCGAAGAGAGAGGCGAUUGAGAAGAUUAGGAAAGAGGGCGGACUCGUGGCUGGUAUUGUGGUCGCCGUGGAUCGAAUGGAAAAGCUCCCGGCUGCCGAUGGGGACGAAUCAAAGCCUGGGCCAAGCGCAAUUGGCGAACUCAGGAAGGAGUACAACAUUCCUAUCUUUGCUAUCCUAACCUUGGAUGAUAUCGUUGAGGGCAUGAAAACCUUUGCGUCGGAAGAGGAUAUUAAGCGCACCGAAGCUUACCGUGCCAAGUACAAGGCCACCGAGUAG